AUGGAGACCGAAUUUGAAGAGAGGCUGUGUGAAGAAGUUCGCUACCCGCACCUGUACAAUACUUCUUUAAAGCAAUAUAAAGACAUCCAAACGUGCAAUAACUCCUGGAGGGAAGUUGCUCAGAGUUUGGGCAAAGAAGAAAGUGCGUGUCGCCACAAGUGGAAAUAUUUGAGAGAUCGUUUCGUGACGGCAAAGAAGAAGCUGAAGAGAAGGAGCGGUGCACCAGGCGGUAGAGCUGUUCCCUCCAUCGUUUACCUCUUGAGCUGGUUGUCCGACUUCGUGAAACACCGGGACACAGACUCAAACUUCCCAGUAGAGCUAGAAGGCAACUCGUUCACACUGAACCUGGAAGCAACUGAAGCAGAUGAGUCCAUUUCCCCAAGAACUUCGACGCCAUCACCACAACCAGAGGCUUUUUCACCACCACCCGCAGCAGCUGUGCUGUCAUCACCCACACCCUCCUCAUCAUCCGCAAGUGAGGUUUUUCCCCUCCCCACAUCUCUGAAACAAAAAAGACAUACACCUACCACACCCUUUGAAGAUGCUAUCCUCCAGCGGCUACAACAAAUCGACAAAGCCAAAGAGGAUGAGGAUCAUGCCUUUAGUGUGAUGGUUACAAGCAUGCUGGCAAAACUUCCACCCCAUGUCCGCAUGGAAGCUAAAUUUGAAAUACACCAGCUUCUUUAUCAUAAACAGAAGCAGGCAUUUCAAAAUGACAUCAGUCAAUAA
This is a messenger RNA of Sinocyclocheilus anshuiensis, 729 nucleotides long. Its product is annotated as transcription factor Adf-1-like. The transcript is spliced from 2 exons. Gene Ontology annotation, cellular component: transcription regulator complex; nucleus. Gene Ontology annotation, biological process: regulation of transcription by RNA polymerase II. Lineage: Eukaryota; Metazoa; Chordata; Actinopteri; Cypriniformes; Cyprinidae. Gene Ontology annotation, molecular function: DNA binding. The coding region runs from base 1 to 729 and encodes 242 amino acids. The record is from RefSeq and is a predicted model, not a curated record.